Molecule: messenger RNA, 510 nt
Organism: Racocetra persica
Lineage: Eukaryota; Fungi; Glomeromycota; Glomeromycetes; Diversisporales; Gigasporaceae
Source: the annotation of a GenBank genome assembly
AAGGUUUUACUUUUAAUUCAAAUUUUCAAGUCAAGGUUGUAAUUAAAAUUAAGAAAUCAGAUCCAAUACCAGCAAAAUGGUUCACAUUUGAAUUAGACAAUUUUGAUAUUUUUCAAGAUAAUCUAAUUAAGCAUAUUCAAGACCACAUCAAUAAUAAUCAUAUCGAUAAAAAUAAUAUUCAAAAAAAUAAACUCACCACUAUCAAAACGUCACCUUCGUACCUGACCUUUGGUAUUAUUAAUGCCAUUAAGGCUAAUAUUCAAGUACUACAAUUGCAAUCACCAUCUGUAAUUAAAUUAAAUUCAGGCUUAAUUCCAAGUCUUCAAGAAUUUUUUGAAGAGUUAGAUAAAAAUCAUAAUGGCAAUAGUGCUUACUUAGAUUUAAAAGCAGGAUUUGAACAAGAAGAAAUAACUAUAAAUACUAUUAAGAACUUAAGUGAUACAAAAUUAAUUCAAUUAGGAUUUGGAAGUUUAGAAUUUGUUAUAGAGUUUUAUCGCAAGGUGGUUUUUG